Messenger RNA from Dioscorea cayenensis subsp. rotundata (Guinea yam), 1581 nucleotides. Its product is annotated as RNA pseudouridine synthase 3, mitochondrial. Bases 2 to 1414 code for a protein of 470 amino acids. Gene Ontology annotation, biological process: pseudouridine synthesis. The transcript is spliced from 10 exons. The record is from RefSeq and is a predicted model, not a curated record. Lineage: Eukaryota; Viridiplantae; Streptophyta; Magnoliopsida; Dioscoreales; Dioscoreaceae. Gene Ontology annotation, molecular function: RNA binding; pseudouridine synthase activity.
GAUGAUCCGCACCGGGGCCGCCGCCGCACGGUGGUUCUCCCGGCUCGCGCCGCCGCGAUCGGCGGCGGUGGAGCCGGUAAUCCGAGUGGAGAACAACAUCGCCCGCCUUGGCCCACCCAAGGAGGGGCCUAAGCCUAGGCAGCUGCUCUCCCUCCCACCCUUUCCGUCUUCCGGCGUGAACCCCCUUCCCGGCCGGAAACAAGGCUCCGGUUCCGGAAAGGUCACCGCCAUCUCCUGGAUUAAGCACUACUUUGCCGAAGUUGAGCCCGUGUUGAUUCAGAGCCACUUCAACAAAGGCCUGGUUCAUGUGGGAAGCUCAGAGGAUGAUGUUUCAGCAGCCAAGGGCUGCCAGAAGCUGCACUCCUUGAAGAAGAUUAAGCAUAACGAUGUUAUGGAGCCUGGCAUGAAGAUCUACAUUCCGGUAUCUGUUGCAGAAUCCAGAAUCUCCAAGAGAUAUGACACCAUACCGACGGAAACUCUACAUCCCAAUGCCGAUGAGAUACAGUAUUUACAGAGACUUGUGUUGCAUAAGGACUCAGCUAUAAUUGUUCUCAACAAACCAGCAAAAGUUCCUAUGAAGGGAAACUUACCGGUUCAUAACAGCAUGGAUGUACUGGCCGCGGCUGCAUUGUCGUAUGGAAAUGAGGAGGGUCCCAAGUUGGUACAUAAGUUAGACAGAGAGAGCAGUGGGUUGCUAUUGAUGGGAAGAUCGAAAGAAAGCUUUUCUCGCCUAAGUUGGUUGUUUAGUAACAUAGGUUUCGCAAAAUCAUCUUCUCAGACUUGGAAUGAUGCAUGUGAAGCAACUCUUCAGAGGUAUUGGGCAUUGGUCAUUGGCUGCCCAAAAGAAAAACAAGGCAUUAUUUCUGCUCCAUUGUCAAAGGUGCUUCUCAAUGAUGGAAAAGCAGAGAGAAUCAUUUUGGCUCACCCUUCCGGCGUCAAUGCUUCUCAAGAAGCUCUAACUGAGUAUCGAGUGCUUGGACCAACUAUUAAUGGUUGCUCAUGGUUAGAGUUGCGACCACUUACGAGUCGGAAACAUCAAGUCCGAGUCCACUGUGCUGAAGCACUUGGAACUCCUAUUGUUGGGGAUUACAAAUAUGGAUGGUUUGUGCACCAGAGGUGGAAGAAUAUGGAGCGAGUGGACUACGAACCGUUCUCUGGAAAACCUUACAAACUACGAAGGCCCGAAGGUUUGGAGGUUCAAAAGGGAAGCGUCUUAUCCAAGGUCCCCCUGCUGCACCUACACUGUCGGGAAAUGGUCAUCCCUAACAUUGCAAAGUUCCUAGAUAAUUCAGGCAAAUGGCAUGAUGAGGGUCAGGCAUGGGCCUCUCACAAGCCAGACCUUCUCCGUUUCGUAGCACCGAUGCCAUCUCACAUGAAAAUAAGCUGGAACCUUAUGUCAUCCUACUUGGUGUGACCAAUUCUUCGAAUCUCGGCAUACAAUGUUCCCCCAAGACAUGAAGGAUCUCCUCAAAUGCUUCCUCAUUGCACGGAAUGCGAAGGCCACCGGUCUGCUCAAAGCCAAACUCCUCCGCAACCUUCUCCAUCAAUGCCCGAAACUCCGGCUGGCAAAGAUAGCUCGCC